Molecule: messenger RNA, 2700 nt
Organism: Antechinus flavipes (yellow-footed antechinus)
Lineage: Eukaryota; Metazoa; Chordata; Mammalia; Dasyuromorphia; Dasyuridae
Gene: CDX2
Product: caudal type homeobox 2
Exons: 3
Coding region: 339-1238 (299 amino acids)
Biological process (GO): anterior/posterior axis specification; cell differentiation; embryo development
Cellular component (GO): nucleus
Molecular function (GO): RNA polymerase II transcription regulatory region sequence-specific DNA binding; DNA-binding transcription factor activity, RNA polymerase II-specific
Source: RefSeq, a predicted model, not a curated record
CUAUAUGCGCUCUGCGCCUCGACGUCUCCUGCCAUUGGUGUCUGUGCCAUUACUAAUAGAGUCUUGUAAACACUCGUUAAUCACGUAAGUGCUUCUGCUCGGAAACUCGACUUGCUAGUCGCAGGAACUUCUCCUCCUCGGCAGCCAAGUUUCUUCCACUUCGCAGAAGAGAAACUCAAGGAAGAGCUGAGCGUGGCUCAGGCACGACCAACUACCCCCCCCCUACUCCACCCUUUCCCUUUCCCACUCCCUUUUCCCUUCCCUUCCCUCCCCACUCCCAACCUCUAGCAUCCCCACCCAGGCAGCAUGGUGAGAUCUGCUCUGGAGUUCCUGCCACCAUGUACGUGAGCUACCUAUUGGAUAAGGACAUGAGCAUGUACCCCAGCUCCGUGCGCCAUUCUGGCGGGCUCAAUUUGGCGCCGCAGAACUUCGUCAGCCCCCCGCAGUACCCGGACUACGGAGGUUACCACGUGGCGGCUGCGAACUUGGACAGCGCCCAGUCCCCGGGUCCCUCUUGGCCCUCUCCUUACGGCGCUCCUCUCCGGGAGGACUGGAAUGGCUAUGCUCCCGGAGCCACCGCUACAGCCAAUUCAGUGGCGCACGGUCUCAAUGGGGGUUCCCCUGCAGCAGCUAUGGGAUACAGCAGUCCGGCCGAUUAUCACUCUCAUCACCACCCGCAUCACCACCCUCACCAUCCAGGCACUGCACCCUCCUGCGCCUCGGGGCUACUGCAGACACUCAACUCCGGGCCGCCGGUGGCCACUGCCGCUGAACAGCUCUCUCCUGGCGGUCAGCGGCGCAACCUGUGUGAGUGGAUGCGGAAACCGACGCAGCCCUCCCUGGGCGGCCAGGUUAAAACCAGGACGAAAGACAAAUACCGAGUCGUGUACACUGACCACCAGCGAUUGGAGCUGGAGAAAGAGUUUCACUAUAGUCGGUACAUCACCAUCAGGAGGAAAGCAGAGCUGGCUGCCACAUUGGGACUAUCUGAAAGACAGGUUAAAAUUUGGUUUCAAAAUCGAAGAGCCAAGGAAAGGAAAAUUAACAAGAAGAAAUUGCAGCAGCAGCAGCAGCAGCAGCAACCACCUCCACCUCAGUCACAACCCCAACCUGGUGCUUUGAGAAGUGGCCCAGAGCCACUAAGUCCAGUAGCCUCCCUGCAAGGCUCAGCUCCAGGGUCUGUUCCUGGAGUUCUUGGGCCUGCUGGAGGGGUGUUGGCCCCCACCAUCACACAGUGACCCAUGAUUGCUGAGACAGCCACAAGACUGGAGUGGUUCCAGGUUGGGUAUGAGGAAAGGUACUGGGAAGGACUAGCUUCUACCCUAAAUUAGUACCAUCUCCAUCGUGACACCCACCUGUCUGUCCUCCUAGGGGAAAAGGGGACCCAGGAUACAUGGACUGGGGAAAUCCCAUAGAAGUUAGCCUCUGAUAUCUGACUUUUCAAGAUUCCUUCCAUUCUGGGGAAGCAAAAGCUUCCAGGACUUCAUGGUGUUGGUGAAGCUGAAUAGGCAUUGCUUUUGGCCUUUUCUCUCUGCUUCUUAGCACCUUCAGCUGCCAACAUCUAAAGGCUUCACUCCCAACAGGAAACUGAGCAGAUCCAGUGGACAGAAAGUGUUUGGUGCCAUUCAUGACUUCUCUCACUCCCUCCAAUUACAAAGAGGCCCAUUUGUCCUGGGUCAGAAGAUUUGGACUUAGAAGUCAGAGUAGAGAAAGACAAAAAACUGUACUUUAGAGUUAGCUGAACCCAAAGUGAUUGGUGUCUCUUUCCUCCUCAUUCUCUCCUUAAACCAACACAGGGAGGGACACUUCUCAGGGGGUACUGUGGCUCCAGACUUGGGAGAAAGCACAGCUUGGAGAAUUGGACAUUGUUUAGAAAGCCUGUCACCCUAACCUCCCAAGCCUGAAUGUAUAUUUGGUGUCAUAAAUGCCAGAGCCAACCUGGGUUUCCUGUCGUUUUCACAAACUUGAUGCUGGCCUAGAGAUUUCUUUGUUGUUAUUACUGCUCUGGAGUUGCUGGUCUUUCACACAUGGGAGCCCUAUCACAAUAUUCUAAAGUAUUCUGGAUUGAAGAGGGGGAAAAGAAGUGAUAUGGUAGAAGAGAAUUGGGGGAGAGGGGAAUGGAGAAAAGGAAAGAACUCUGAAACACAUUUGAAUAUUUUCUUAAAAAAGAAAAAAAAAGGGGGGGGGGGAAGAUAAAUGAGCUUGCCAGACUUCAGACUCCUAUUUAUCUGCCUAAGAUUUUAUCUGGAGUUAUCUUUAAAAAAAAAUUAAACAUCUUCACUCCAGUCAGGAGCUAAAGCUGAAAGAAUCAGAGGGAUUAAAUGACUGGUCUCACUUUUUCCUGGAGGGUCCGCUUUAGGGAGCGGAUCCUGUGCCCUCACUGCCAUGCAUAGCCUUCCCCCCACCCACGGAAUUUGUUUUAACCCAGAGUCUUGGGGCAAAAUGCAUUUAAAUUAUCAGCUUCUCAGUCCCAGAUCUUUGGAGCUAUCUGGGGCCACCCCUGCCCGAGGAAAGGGACCCAACCUGGGCGGACCUCAAACUUAACCAACUGCCUAGUUCACUCGGCAGGUCCUUUUAUCGGCGACCACCCGUGUCCCUUCCCAGCAGGUCUUUUACAAACCAGUUAUCUGAAAGAAAAACAUCGACUGAAAUGCAAAUUUUUCACCUUUAUCCUGCUAAAUACAUAAAGUUUCCCACAAA